AUGAGACAGAUGAGGCAGACAUCAGUUGGAGGACUCCACAGGCUCAUGCAAAAAACACCUGAUGCUGGUGGAGAGACUCCGAACCUUGCGCCUGCGCCUUUCAAUCUGAACCAGAGCAGUGCGGUAUGUCUCCCCCUGGUCUCUGAUAGUAAGAGGCUUAUAUGGAUCCACUCUAACCAGAUCAAUCUACAGCUAGAUGUUGCAGCAGAGCUAGACAAGGCCUUCGACAGGUUUCCAUACCUGACACAGAACCAGACAGCUGCGCUGGCUCAAUGCUGCUCCCUGCACCCAGACCAGGUGAAGGUGUGGUUCAUGGUACAGAGGCUCCGCUAUGGCAUCAGCUGGGACUAUGAAGACAUCCUCAAUGUUCAGAGGAAACUCUUCACAAGCCGGGGAACGGAAGAGCUGAAAAGCGAUAGAAGAAAGGAGAAUAAAUGGAAAAGAGAGGUAAAAGAGUCUGGCAGGAAGGAGGCAGGAGAGGUUAGGAGGGAGCAGAGUGCAAAUGAGGGAAGGAUGAUGGGAGAAAAUGUGAGGGCUAAUGAGCCAUUGGAGAUAAAAAGUAAGCAGGAGCAACCAGUAAAGUACAGAUGUGUAGAACUCGAGAAGGACCAAAGGAAAAAAUGGAAAAGGAUGACAGCGACAGGCACAAUGGGGGGAAAGAAGAGAAGUGUAGAUGAGGGUGUUAUGGAGAGUGCGGGGGAAGCAGAAAUAACAAGUGAUGAAGUUGAAAUGAAGUCUACCAGAUCCAAACCCACCCAGUCAAAAACAACACAUUUUACCAGAAAGACAAACAAAAGACUCAUCCAAGAGUGGCCUGCCCGGAAGAGCUUUGUGGUGCCUGAUGAGGUGCUGGAUGCAAGUUCUCCGGUGCAACUUAUUCAUAUGACACAAAUAGAGAAAAAGGUGGAGGGAAAACUGUGUGCAGAGUCAACAAACCCAAGUGGUGCCCUCACUGAUGGUGGCAAACUGAAAAAGCUCGAGGAAGGGGCCGAUAAUCCUGUUGUUGCUCAGAUCCGCAGCAGUACAAAGAAGCAGAGUCAGUUGGUGAUGAUGAGGGCGGCUUUCUUGGAAUGCCAGUAUCCAGACAGUGAGGGCUACAACCAACUGGCGAUGCUGAUUGGCGUCUCCCGUGGCGUGUUGGUUCAGUGGUUCAGUGACAUGCGCUAUUACAUCAAGAAGGUAAUUCCGCGCUGGAUGAAUCAGGAGCAGCACAGGCGGGUGCUGGCCAACAUCAAGUACCGGCAGAACCUGAACGAACUGGCAAAGUCAUGUCGGGGUGGUGGAAAAGCAACCUAG
This is a messenger RNA of Chelmon rostratus (copperband butterflyfish), 1296 nucleotides long. It is a transcript of the gene homezb, whose product is annotated as homeobox and leucine zipper encoding b. Lineage: Eukaryota; Metazoa; Chordata; Actinopteri; Chaetodontiformes; Chaetodontidae. The transcript has a single exon. Gene Ontology annotation, cellular component: nucleus. Gene Ontology annotation, molecular function: DNA-binding transcription factor activity, RNA polymerase II-specific; DNA binding. The record is from RefSeq and is a predicted model, not a curated record. Gene Ontology annotation, biological process: regulation of transcription by RNA polymerase II. The coding region runs from base 1 to 1296 and encodes 431 amino acids.